Ipomoea nil (Japanese morning glory) is the source of this 3753-nucleotide messenger RNA. RefSeq lists its product as uncharacterized. Gene Ontology annotation, biological process: DNA repair; telomere maintenance. Bases 1 to 3753 code for a protein of 1250 amino acids. Lineage: Eukaryota; Viridiplantae; Streptophyta; Magnoliopsida; Solanales; Convolvulaceae. The record is from RefSeq and is a predicted model, not a curated record. Gene Ontology annotation, molecular function: DNA helicase activity. The transcript has 4 exons.
AUGAGAGGUAGGGUUGACAGGACCGUGAACAAGGGAGGCGGGCCCCCUGUAUUCCGAUUAAAUGGACAGAACUAUCAUUUAAUGGGAAGUUUACUUCCACAAGAAGGCAAGCCACCACAUUUUGCCCAACUAUACAUAUACGACACAAACAAUGAACAAAUAAACCGUAUCAAUGCUGUGAGGGAUGGUUGUAAUCAAGAUGACAUUCAUAUAGACAUAGUGAAUGUCAUUCAAGGUGAGUUGGAUCAAAAUAAUGUCUUGGUUAAGUCAUUUCGUAUGGCUAAGUCAGAAAUGGAUAGAAAUCCCUGCGCUGAAGUCAAGAUAAAAUUGCUAGGCAAGCGCAAGAAAGAUGCUAGGACAUACAAUUUACCUGAAGUGUCUGAAGUAGCUGCAUUAAUAGUUGGAGAUCUUGAUACCAGUAUAGGUGAGCGUGACAUUGUCGUUCAAACUAAGGGCGGCCAGCUACAAAGAAUAAGUGAAUUAAACCCUUCCUACUUGCCACUUCAAUACCCAUUGUUGUUUCCAUAUGGUGAAGAUGGUUAUAGGGAAGACAUUUCCUUCUCUAACAUAAAGGGAAACUGUGGUGCUGGCGGAAGACAAAGGAUUUGUCCAAGGGAAUUUUUUUGCUAUCGCUUGCAAUCAAGAAAAGAGGUUGUCAGUACAAUACUACAUGCGAAGACGUUAUUCCAACAAUUUGUUGUUGGCGGAUAUACAAUGGUUGAGUCAGGAAGACUCAUCUAUAUAAGGACACACCAAAAAAGCUUACGUUGUGAAUCAUAUAGUGGGUUGACAGAUGCUUUAACUCGGGGUGAAAUAAAUCCAGCAAAUCAGGGGCGUAGGAUAAUUUUACCAUCGAGUUUCACUGGCGGAGCAAGGUACAUGAUACAAAACUACCACGAUGCGAUGGCUAUUUGUAGAUGGAUUGGAUAUCCGAAUUUAUUUAUAACUUUUACCUGCAACCCAAAGUGGCCUGAGGUGCAACGUUUCCUUACUGACCGUAGUUUGAAAGCUGAAGACCGUCUUGACAUAAUUUGCAGGUUGUUUAAGAUGAAGCUCGAUUCCUUGAUAGCCGAUUGUAGAAAGAAGAAACUGUUUGGAUCGGUUGCUGGAGUUAUAUAUACCAUUGAGUUCCAAAAAAGAGGCCUCCCGCAUGCGCAUAUAUUGCUCUUUUUGGAUAAAAGAAAUGAAGUUAGUGAAGUUGGAGCUUUAGACAAAAUAAUUUCAGCUGAGAUACCUGAUGAAAAUAUGGAUGUAGAAUACUACAAAGAUGUUGAGGAAUUUAUGAUGCAUGGGCCAUGCGGAAAAGCUAGACUGAAUUCUCCGUGUAUGGUGAAAGGAAGAUGUUCCAAACAUUUUCCCAAAAUUUUUUUAGAAUGUUCUACUUUUGAUGAUGAUGGGUAUCCCUUAUAUAGACGUCGAGAAAAUGGAAGGACAAUAACAAAGAAUGGCAUUGUCUUGGACAACAGGUAUGUUGUACCGCACAACAGACAUUUAUUGCUUAAAUACAAGGCACAUAUAAAUGUGGAGUGGUGCAACCAGUCCCGUUCAAUCAAGUACCUUUUCAAAUAUGUCAAUAAGGGACACGACAUGGUAACAGCCGAGUUCUACAAAACAAGCAAUGAUUCAGAUGUUGGAAAAUCUGUAGAUGAGAUUAAUAUGUACUAUGACUGUAGGUACAUUUCACCCUGCGAGGCUGUAUGGCGGUUGUUUGGCUUUGAUAUACAACUUAGGGCUCCAUCAGUGGAAAGGUUAAGCUUUCACUUACCCAAUCAACAAAGUGUGAUUUUUGCCGAUGACGAUCCAGUUGACAACAUUGUGAAUAGACCAACUAUAGGACAAAGCAUGUUCUUGGAAUGGUUUGAGGCUAACAAGACAUUUCCAGAGGCAAGAAAGAUGACUUAUGCUGAGAUGCCAACGAAAUUUGUGUGGAAGAAACAACUACGAAAAUGGCAGCCAAGGAAAAAAGGAUUCGCAAUAGGAAGGAUUUUUUACGUCCCACCUGGCACUGGUGAAAUUUUUUAUUUAAGAUGUUUGUUGAAUAAAGUUCGUGGUCCUACAUCUUUUGCUGAUAUAAAGAUUGUGAAUGGUGUGCAAUAUGAUUCAUUCCGCGAUGCGUGCUAUGCUAGAGGCUUAGUUGAUGAUGACAAAGAAUAUAUAGACGCAAUAGAGGAAGCAAGUCAUUGGGCUUCUGGAGAUAAGUUGAGGAGGUUAUUUGUUACACUAUUAAUGACCAGCUGUAUAGGUAAACCUGAAGCUGUUUGGUAUGCCAUGUGGCAACAUUUGUCUGAAGAUGCACAAUAUCAAGUUCGGAAACAAUUGCAAAAUUCAGAUUCUGAGUUGAAUGACAAUCAGAAGAUGAAUUUUGCGUUGGUUGAGAUUGAAAAAUUGUUAUCAAUAAUGGGAAAGAGUCUUAAGGACUUUCCAGAAAUGCCAGUUGCAGAUUUGGAGUCAUAUAAUUUAAUAUCAAAUCGGUUGAUACAAGAAGAAUUGGCAUAUGAUCGUGUUGCUCAGGAGAAAGAGAAUAACGAUUUGGUUAGUCAACUGACAGAUGAGCAAAAGGUAAUAUACGAGGAGGUGUUAACAGAUAUUGAAAGCAAAGCUGGUGGAUUUUUCUUCGUUUAUGGAUAUGGUGGUACUGGUAAGACCUUCUUGUGGAGAGCACUUUCAUCCGCUUUAAGACGUAAGGGUGAAAUUGUUCUAAAUGUUGCAUCUAGCGGCAUAGCUUCUCUCCUGCUACCAGGUGGUCGGACAGCACAUUCUAGGUUCGCAAUACCUAUAUCUGUUAAUGAAGAUUCCACUUGCAACAUAAGACAAGGCACCCCGUUGGCGGAGCUUAUUAUGCAAAGCAAGUUGAUAAUAUGGGAUGAAGCUCCAAUGAUGCACAAGUUCUGCUUUGAAGCCCUAGACCGAACUCUGCGUGAUUUAUUGCGCUCCACAAAUCCAAGAAGCUGUGAAAUGACAUUUGGUGGUAAAACAGUUGUUUUGGGUGGCGAUUUUAGACAAAUUCUUCCGGUUAUUCCAAAGGGCACAAGGCAAGAUAUUGUUGGAUCGAGCAUAAAUUCAUCAUACCUUUGGAGAUCAUGCAAAGUAUUUAGGCUAACAAAAAAUUUACGCCUAACAUGUGUAAAAUCACAAAUAGAGGUCAAAGAGAUUGAAGAGUUUGCAAACUGGAUAGCAGAUAUAGGUGACGGGAAAAUUGGAAAUUCAACGGAUGGUGACGCAGAGUUAACAAAUCCAGAUAAGUUUCUACUUAAAUGUGAUGGUGAUACUAUUUCUACAAUUGUUGAUAGCAUUUUCCCGUUGUUUAUAAGUGCUAAUGGUGAUUUAUCAUACCUUGAGGAUAGUGCCAUAUUAGCACCAACAUUGGAUACGGUAGAUAUCAUUAACCAAUACAUGAAUGAUCAAAAUCCAAGUGAAGCUAGGACUUAUUUGAGUUGUGAUUCAGUUUGCAAGUCAGAUUCUAAUGCAGAUAUGUUAGCGGAAUUGCACACUCCAGAAUUCUUGAAUGGUCUGCGAUGUUCUGGUGUACCUAAUCAUGCAUUGACUUUGAAAAUUUGGUCACCCGUUAUGCUCUUGAGAAAUAUUGAUCACACUCUUGGCUUGUGCAAUGGUACAAGAUUGAUUGUAACAAGGUUAGCUGAUCAUGUGUUGGAAGCAAAAAUAAUGGGGGGUACAAAUGCAGGUACUACAGUUUUGAUUCCAAGGAUGUCACUAACACCGUCAGAUCCAAGAUUGCAUUUCAAAUUCCAAUGA